Messenger RNA from Magallana angulata, 2178 nucleotides. Its product is annotated as protein draper-like. NCBI's taxonomy places the organism in Eukaryota, Metazoa, Mollusca, Bivalvia, Ostreida, Ostreidae. The transcript is spliced from 11 exons. Gene Ontology annotation, molecular function: scavenger receptor activity. The record is from RefSeq and is a predicted model, not a curated record. Bases 74 to 1849 code for a protein of 591 amino acids.
CUUUGAGUUUAAAAAAAUAUUUUAUCUAAAAGCGCUUUAACACGAACUGUUUUGACCAUACAAUAUUCUAAUCAUGCUGUUACCGCUCGGUGACACUUCUUAUAAAAUCAUCGUUAGCCUAAGUCUCCUGGCCGUAUCCGGUGCAUUUGUCAAUAUUGCACUGAAUAAACCGGCAUAUCAGAGUAGAGUAUGGCAUGACGAAGACGCUCAAAAUGCCGUAGACGGUCGUAAAUCAAACCAAACAUGGAAAGCUGGAGAGUGUUCUAAAACGUAUGGGGAUCAGAACGCCACCUGGUGGGCGAACCUGACCAGCAUCCACAUAAUCCAUCACAUAGUGGUCUACUACAUGAAGUACUAUAGACAUUGGGGCAGUGUUGGAUCAUCUGUUUAUGUAUCCAAUACAACCAAUAUAUCAGAUGGAUUUAUGUGCUUCAACGACAGUAACUAUUCAGUUUUCACCGUACCUGCUAUUGUUAACAUUUCAUGCUCGACAAAAGCACAAUAUGUAAUAUACUACAACGAGAUACGACCAGGUGUUAAGUAUCCUGAGUAUAAAUCUACAUAUGCGAAAAACAUGCUUUGUGAAGUAGAAGUCUAUGGAUGUCCUAACACUGGGUUGUACUACGGAGCAGACUGUUGCUCAAAUGUCAAUUGUCGCUACUGUUACAUGGAAACGGGCACCUGUUUGGACUGUAAACCUGGGUACAAAGGCGACAUGUGUGAAUUAGAAUGCACAAAUGGGAAAUAUGGAGAACAUUGCCAGAUUGAUUGUGGACAUUGCAGAUAUGUAUCCCAGUGCAAUCACGUUAACGGGACAUGUGUAAAUGGAUGUAAGUCGGGGUAUAAACAACCAACGUGUACACAAAAGUGUGAAAUCGGGUCAUAUGGAGUGGAUUGCAGUGAAACCUGUGGACACUGUCUAGAUGUCCGCCAGUGUUCCAAUAGCAAUGGGAUAUGUCGAAAUGGGUGUGAUGCUGGGUAUCAAGGUGCAAUCUGCAAAAUACAAUGCACUUCAGGAAAGUAUGGAAAGGACUGUCAGCUUGAUUGCGGGCACUGCAAAAACAUGAUGCAGUGCCACCACGUGGAUGGAACGUGUGUAACCGGAUGUGAACCAGGUUUCAUAGGAGAUACGUGCAAAACAGUCUGCGACAAAGGAUGGUAUGGUGAUCAAUGCAGGGAACAAUGUGGUCAUUGUCGUGAUACAAACCAAUGUCUGCAUACAAACGGAACAUGCAUAACGGGGUGUAUGACUGGGUAUUACGGGGAUUUAUGUAAAACGCAAUGUACAUACAUGAAGUACGGUGAUGGUUGUCAGACUGAUUGUGGACAUUGUAAAGAUAUGGUGCAGUGUAACCACGUGGAUGGGGCGUGUCUAAACGGAUGUGAACCCGGAUAUACACAAGACAAUUGUACACAACAUUGUGAGAUUGGAACGUAUGGAGUUGACUGUAAUGUGACCUGUGGACACUGUCGUGACCUUACCAAGUGUUCUUACACCAAUGGAACAUGCUUCACUGGAUGUAUUGCUGGUUAUCAGGGUGCUUUAUGCAAAACAGUUGACGAACUGUCUAGAAGAACCCUUCUCUUCUUUAUCUUCUCGUUAUGUUCGAUUUUGGGACUGACAUGGAUUUGUUGGAUAAUCUCCACAAUUUGUAAUAAAAGACAAAGGUGUGGACAACAAAAGAUCUUACAAUCCGAACAGAAACUCCAAGCUGAAGGUGAACAAUUGGCGCGGAUAUAUGACGACACAAAGUGUAAGAGUCCGUUGGAGAAUCAGAUGUAUUUCAAUGUUCCUGAAGACAACACCGACAACACGUAUGUUGAAAUGAAACAUAUUUAUCAAAAUUAGAGAACUCUCCGGAGCUAGACAGGGCAACGCAACUUUACCAUUCAAUCAUUUGUGUGGGACAUUUUGAUUGACCAAACAGCACUGUGUCAUCCAGUAGCAUAACAUAAUGCUUAAAAAAAAGAUUCCAAUAGUUCAUCCUAAAGGUCAAAAGCUUGAUACCAUAUAAACACAAUAAAGGGUUUAUUUCAUAUGAAAAUACAUACGUAAAAUAUGUUUCAAAAUGUAAAUAAAGAACACAAAUUUAUUAUCUAUAUUGUUUGAAGCAAUUGUACAUAGUUUACGUAAAUCAUGCUCGUUUGCUAUUGUUUUAUAUAGCUGUUUUCUUCUUU